Messenger RNA from Anopheles stephensi (Asian malaria mosquito), 1506 nucleotides. RefSeq names its product probable glucosamine 6-phosphate N-acetyltransferase (gene Gnpnat). Gene Ontology annotation, molecular function: monosaccharide binding; glucosamine 6-phosphate N-acetyltransferase activity. Lineage: Eukaryota; Metazoa; Arthropoda; Insecta; Diptera; Culicidae. Bases 373 to 1041 code for a protein of 222 amino acids. The transcript is spliced from 4 exons. The record is from RefSeq and is a predicted model, not a curated record. Gene Ontology annotation, cellular component: endoplasmic reticulum-Golgi intermediate compartment; Golgi apparatus; endoplasmic reticulum. Gene Ontology annotation, biological process: UDP-N-acetylglucosamine biosynthetic process.
AACACUAGUUGACAGUUGUAAAUUGUAAACAAAGGCCGCCGUUGUUCGAUUCUACGAAACAGAUCCGAUCCGCCCGAUUGCCAACCCGUCAGAACGGGGACGAAUAUUGGGCGAAGAGAAAGUUGUUUUGCAACUAGCCACCACCACGGUUGCUCGUUCCGUCUCGUUGCACGGGCAGCAGGUUUGCCACGCUGGCAAACUAGAGCGGAAGUCCAGCGCCUUCAUUCGCACAAAGGAUUGGGUGCUGACGGUGGCCGGAGCAUAAAAAUGCGCUAGAUUUUACGAUUGCUGCAAGAACUCCGAAGACCGCUUACCAGCGCAAGAAGAGUAGUUUCCAUAUCGAGUGAACGGGAUAACGUUUUGCGCCGCAAAAUGGGUGGUCCCGUGUCUGAGGUGAGUGUAUACCGACAGGAUUGCUCGAUGGAGGAGCUUUCCCUGUACGAUCCGGCAAUGCUCCUUAGCCUGGACUUUUUCCGGUCACCGGCGAACUUUAGCCCGCGGAUUUCCGCCGCCGUACCGGGGGAAAGUUGGCUGAAGGUGCGCCCACUGCAGUCGGGCGAUUUCCAUCGCGGGUUCCUUCAAAUUCUGUCUCAGCUAACGAAGGUGGGCGAUGUUUCGCUGACGCAGUUUCUCAAUCGUUUCGCACAAAUGCGUGCCAGCGGUGAUUACUACGUGACUGUGAUUGUUGAUACGCGGUAUGAUAAAAUCAUUGGCAGCGCGACGCUGGUGCUGGAGCGGAAAUUUAUUCACGGAUGUGCUACCAGAGGCCGGCUGGAGGAUGUGGUCGUGGAUGAUACGUACCGUGGCAAGCAGCUCGGCAAACUAAUCGUGGUGACCGUGAGUCUGCUGGCGGAACAGUUGGGCUGCUACAAAAUGUCGCUCGACUGCAAGGACAAGCUGAUACCGUUCUACAAAUCGAUCGGCUACACGCUGGAACCGGGCAACGCUAAUACGAUGAACAUCCGGUACGAAGGCCCAACCGCCAGAAGUAUCGACCGUAACACGGCGGGCAGCAAGCCGGAAAAUACGGAACCAUCAUGACAAUUAGCCACCAGUGCUGCUACCCUCAGUAAAUCCAAGCUCUAGACUGCGUCGAAUCGCCCUUCGACAAUCUGGCCUAGCUUAAUGCCACGCAAAAUUAUAUAUUGGCCCUUUAUUUUGCAAUUGGAUUUACUUUUUUCCCUCGGUGGGGGAGAGUGGAUUUCUGCUAUCUGAUGAAGAUUUGCCCUGAAAAACUUCUUUGCCGAUCAACGGUCAGAGAAGUAAUGUUUUUUUCAGAGUGUAUGUAUCGUCAUCAAGCAUCGCUCCCUCCCCGUGGACAGCAGCAUCUGGUACAUAAUUGGAUGAUUAUUUUAUUUUAACUUGCACCCGUUUUUUAACUUUCUUAGUCUAUGAAUUUUCUUUUAUCGAUGUAUCAUUUUUCUAUUAUUAUUUUAUCUCGCAUUUGGUGGUUGUGCUUGUAUUCAAAACAAUGGGUAAUAAAAUAGUAAAAAAAAUCCAACAGCU